AAAAAACUAAUUAUUAUUUUUAUUAUUGUUUUUGAUUCAAUGUUAUGACGGGGGAAAAAAACUAAUUAUUAAACGAUCUCACGAUGGUCGGUUCUACGUUCACACACCCCCGAAUACACAAUUUUUUCAUCAUCGGAGCAGCACUUUCCGGCAACUCUGCUCCGAAUUCUCCUCGGCCGCGCCGGAAUCGAAAAAAAAACUUGGGACUUACACGUGCAGUGUCUGCGAACUCAGAAAACACCACCGCUCUAUAUCGGUGCGCUGCACAAAUUGCAAUCGAUGGUGCCGUCUCAGACAGUGCUCAGGCCUCAACAGCCACAGAGAAUGGCAAGCAAACUUCAUCGAAGCCUGCUGCCAGCCAACAACCACCGCAACGCGCAACCAACAGCCAGGCACAUAACCUCAACGUAUCACAUCAAAUGCAACAUUACUCAGCAAUGCAAAUGCAAACACAUAACCUCAACGUAUCACACCAAAUGCAUCAUUACACAGCAAUGCAAACGCAGACCAGAGGGCAACGCACGCAACCACACCCACAUGCACAUCCCGCAACCCAAGAGCGGCAAGAACCUAGCACCACCAACAGGCAAGUCUGGCUGUGUUGUGUAUGCAGCAGUGGCUGUGAAGGAUGGUGCCACUUCCGCAAUUGCUCAUUCCUAAACAGCGCACGUGACCGCUUACCCAACUAUCUGGCUCCCUGCUGCACUGUACCCAACUAUAAUCAGCAACCACCAACACCACUCAGCAAGCUAACCCUACGUAUUUGCAACCUCGGACGUCAGUGCGAGCAACUACACAACAGCCGCACCAGCAACCUGAAAGCCACCACAGACAAAACCAACAACCCCAAAUUCGGAUCAGGACAUGCACGGUAUGUGCAACCCAGAUCCGCGCCAACGCAGCAUCUGUUCAAUGCAACAGGUGCGAGGGCUGGUGUAACUUCCGCAGCUGUUCGAGGCUGAGAAGGCUACGCGACCACUCCAGUGCCUACGUCGCCUCCUGCUGCUCCCGGCCACCAAACACGACCCAGGCGGCCACACCACAUACCCCCGCCCUACUUCCCCUCCAAACAAUACCACCUUCACAGCAAAACCAGUCUACACUUACACCAGCGGCCCGAACAAACCAACCCAGCUCCAUUGCCAUUAUGCACAUCAACAUC
This is a messenger RNA of Rhagoletis zephyria (snowberry fruit fly), 1162 nucleotides long. RefSeq lists its product as uncharacterized. NCBI's taxonomy places the organism in Eukaryota, Metazoa, Arthropoda, Insecta, Diptera, Tephritidae. The record is from RefSeq and is a predicted model, not a curated record.